Messenger RNA from Adineta ricciae, 729 nucleotides. The record is from the annotation of a GenBank genome assembly. Lineage: Eukaryota; Metazoa; Rotifera; Eurotatoria; Adinetida; Adinetidae.
AUGCGUAGGUUGGCACUGGCUAUCUCGUGGAUAAGCAUCGCAUACAAUGCAGCCGAAGGAGUUGUGUCAACUGGCGUCGGAGUCGGUGUUGAAUCAAAAUCUCUCACUGUGUUUGGUAUACAAUCAAUUGUUGAAAUCUUAUCCGCUGCGCUCACCAUCUAUCGUUUUCGUCAUGAACUGAAUAAUGAUUUUCCAGCGAAUGUAGUGCUUGAAAGACGAUCUACCCUUGGUAUUGGUAUACUCUUAGUUGUUCUGGCAAUCGGAACAUGGGCUGCUUCAAUCACUGCUCUAGUUCAUCACAUCAAACCAACUUCGUCAACACCAGCUCUCAUAAUUUCCGUUAUCAUGCUCAUUUUUAGUACUCUUUUAUGGCUACCAAAACCAUGGAUUGCUGCCGAACUCAAUAGUUCGGUCAUGCAUGGCGAGGCAUGUUGUUCACUGGCUUGCGUGUAUUCGAAUAUCAUUCUGUUGAGUGGAUUUUUGAUCUUCAAAUUCUGGCCUAAUGGUUGGUUUAUUGAUAGUAGCGUCGCAAUUUUGCUAGGCUUUUCUUUCGGUCACGAUGGAUGGUCCAUGAUUUCUUGGGCUCGAAGUAAAGAUUUCAAUGGUAACAUUCACAAACCACAUUCCCUAUCUUCGACCAAAAAUUAUCCUUGUCCGAACACGAGCAAAUCAUCAACGUAUGGAUCAACAACAACAGAUGAUUCGGCUAUGAAUAACCUUCACCCUUAG